Molecule: messenger RNA, 1653 nt
Organism: Danaus chrysippus (African queen)
Lineage: Eukaryota; Metazoa; Arthropoda; Insecta; Lepidoptera; Nymphalidae
Source: the annotation of a GenBank genome assembly
AUGAAUUCCGUGUUGAAAUUUCCCUAUAUCUUUAAACCAAAUGUCCAAAACAUCAGAACAACUUAUUGGUAUUGUAGGACAGGUUACAGAGAUGUAGUGGGUCACGGUGUUAAUGGGAUAGCCAGCUACAAAGAUGACGCCCAUUUCCCAUUCCCAGCUGUGAGGUUUAAGGAGAACACUCAAGACAUAUGUGCUCUUCGCGAGAAGGAACGUUGUGAUUGGCGGAUGCUCUGCUGCGAGGAGAAGAAGGCUCUGUACCGCGCCUCCUUCUGCCAGACCUUCGCGGAGUUCCAAGCACCAACUGGCCAGUGGAAGUUCAUCUUAGGAUGGGUGUUCGUCGUUACUUCCUUCACAUUCUGGGCAGCAAUGUUUUAUCAUCAUUACGUGUAUGAACCAUUGCCAAGUACAUUCUCCAAGGAGUCUCAGAAGGCUCAACUGCGGCGUAUGUUGGAGCUACGAGUCAAUCCCAUAGACGGCAUUUCAUCACUCUGGGAUUACGACAACGACAAAUGGCUGGUAGCCAUUGUCCUAGCCUUUAUUGGCAUGUCCUUGGCCAAUCCCGUCCCAUCUGGUUUAGGGGGUCUGACCUACCCGCAGCCAGUUCUCGGUGAGUCUAGAUCCAGCUUCAUCAAUCACGGAGUUUCUAUUCCCGUUGUCAAAGUACCUAUCGUGAGCCUCCCUAUACUACCAAUAGUAAAACCCGUCUACUCCAUAAUAAAACCUGUCGUCUUGAAAGAUUACGGCUACGUGGAGCACGAGAAGAUAAUGAGAAGUAUGAACGAUAGAGAGUGGCAGUAUGAAGGAAUACCCAUUGAGUUGCCCCUCCGAAGAAGCGAAACUGUAAAGAAGACAACUCCCAAAAAAAAGAUUAUCAUAUCAACCAUAGACCCGCCUCUGGAUCCCCGUUUUCGUCGUAUCUACAACGCGGAUGAAGUAGCAUCUAUUGAAGACUAUCCCUUCUUAGCGGCUCUACUCGUCAACAAACAGCUUUGGUGUGGCGGCGCCAUCAUAGAUGGAGACACUGUCAUAACAGCUGCACAUUGUUUGCAAUUACAAUACAACAACCGUUUCUUUCGAGAAUACGUGAAGAUGUUGUCAGUGCGAGUAGGUUCAUCCAACGCAACUUAUGGUGGAGAACUGUACCGAGUUACCGAAAUAUUCUUUCACCCUAAUUACAAGCCAAGUACUCUGGAAUUUAACUUGGCCAUCUUAAAACUCCAUAAAAACAUAACACCGGACACAGCUAACACACAUGUAGCACAGAUUGAUUACUCUAGUGAUAAACAUGUACCCACCGAUAGUAAUAUUACGUUUCUUGGCUGGGGCUCCGUCAUGGGCGUCGGUGGCCUUGGAGGACAAGUUCUUCUCCAGAAAAUAGUUUUGCCGGUCUACGAUCUGGCAGAUUGCCAGGAAAUUUACGGAAGAGAUCUAGUCACCAGAAGUAACUUCUGCGCGGGAUAUAUAACUUUGGCUAAAAACGUUUGCAAUCACGAUGCCGGAGGUCCAGCUAUAAUGGACGGUCUAUUAGUUGGUAUUCUCUCUUUCUCAUCCAAACGCUGUGAUGAACGUGACCAGCCAGCCGUCUUCACAACAGUAGGAGCCGUCGCUAACUGGAUCGAGACGCUAGGAGAUAGGCAGAUCAAACUCACGUAG